GCCGCCACCUCAGCCGCGCUCGGUCCCGACGGACGCUCGCCGCCUGCAGCCUCCCUCCUGCCGCCUCGCGCUGACGGUCCCGCAUACCCGCCGCCGCAGCCGGCGCGCCCGAAUGUCUAUUAUGCCCACCUAUACAGGAACCCAGGAGAUGAUGAGCCAUUAAUGUAGAAUAAGAUCUGACUCUAAAGAAAGAGGCUCACUGGCCCUUUCAUCAUACUUGAGAGAUGUUGAAAAUUAAAUAUCCCCAGUUCAUCCAUGAGCUCGGAUUUCCCACAUUACAACUUCAGGAUGCCUAAUAUUGGAUUCCAGAAUCUGCCUCUCAACAUAUAUAUUGUGGUUUUUGGCACUGCUAUAUUUGUCUUCAUCCUUAGUUUACUCUUCUGUUGCUACUUGAUUAGGCUAAGACAUCAAGCACACAAAGAAUUUUAUGCCUAUAAACAGGUUAUAUUAAAAGAGAAAGUUAAAGAACUGAAUUUACAUGAGCUCUGUGCAGUGUGUCUAGAAGACUUCAAGCCUCGAGAUGAGUUGGGCAUUUGUCCAUGUAAGCAUGCCUUCCACAGAAAGUGCCUUAUUAAGUGGCUGGAGGUUCGGAAGGUGUGUCCGCUGUGCAACAUGCCAGUUCUGCAGCUGGCCCAGCUGCACAGUAAGCAGGACCGUGGACCCCCACAGGGGCCCCUCCCUGGGGCAGAGAACAUUGUAUAGGUCCCCCAAGGAUCAAACUGCUGCGGGAUCCGACGUCCAUGUGGAGCCAGGAGGAACACAAGCGGUCUCUGUGUUGGCUGCUCUACCUGGGGCACCAGCUGCCACUUCCUUUGCCUCAUGAAGAACUCGGGCCAGCUAAGCUGGAAACCCAGACUUCUGGGUCUUGUGACAACCAAAGCACGCUGCCACUACCCCAUGCCAAGAGAAGAGGAGUGGAUGACAGAUGAGCCUUCCGGUUAUGUUCAAGAAAUUUCAUGAGGGUCUCUUGCUGAUGCCAUUACUCUGUCUCCCAGAUACUUAUCUCCGUAUCAAGGUGAAUCUUUAUCAAGCAGAAGGGAAGAUAAACAGAACUGUUAGAGAAGGGAACUGAGGGCAGGUCUUUAAAGCCACCCCUGCCCCCCACCCUGCGGACAGAUGAGCUUCUAUGCAGACCGUGCAUGCCUUUGCAGCAGCAGACCCUCCCGGCAGCCCGAGCCAAGUAAAACCAGCCGUUACCUCAGCUGAAGCACGACUGGUUGCCAGUGAUUGGUGAGGCAGUGCCAACAAGGCUUUUCACAUUAUGUUCCUUUGAUAAGGUCAUCUUGGAACCCAAGGGCUUUGGUUACCACAGAGCAGCAGUGCCCCUUGCCACCCCUUCUCCCUCAAGUUCACGACACUUGCUUAUCAAAUCAUCUAAAAACAUUAGAUGCACUUGGAAAGGCCUGGUCAGAAGCCAUUUCCUCUUCUCUACCCCCUGACUCCCCAGUGAGGCCCGGCCAAGCUGCCCAUCAGGAGCCCGAGCCAGGGGCGGGCCUCUGAGCCCAUGCUGUUCCUGUGUGAGGGUGCUGCCCACACCCCCACGUGCACUGUGCUUCCAGCACAGCUGCUAGUCUCAGCCCACUGCCUUGGUAAGCUCCCAAGGGGAGCUCCUUCCUGAGAAUGGCCAGUCCUCCUGGCCCUGCUGAGAUGAGAGGAUGCUGACCUCCUUUCCUCUCCCCCCUCCUUUCCUGUUCUCUUCCCUCUGACCCUGUUUCUACUUAAGAGAAAAUGCCUGUCGUUGACAUUUUAACAAUUUAAAGCAUCUCAAAUAAGAUCCUUAUGUAAUUAUGUAAUUGUGAAGCCAGGGAUCCACUUGAAAUUGUAAGUAGUGUCAGGAAGCCACUGCAGCGCUCUUCACCCGCUGGUGUGUGCCUCACUCUUCAGACUUCAGUAACUGAAAGUGUCUUUAUAGGAGAGAAAUGCAUGCUGCUCUUUAGCUCUUCUGUCCAACUUUUCUAGAAAUGACUCCAUCCAUUUGGGUUCACGAAUACUGUACAAAUUAGCUAUCUGAAGUGGCUUUGGGUCAGAUAGAAAGUUCUUUUCCACAGCCCUCCUUCUGUCAUAGGGUGGACUCCUUGUCAACAGCUCUGCCGCAUUCCACAGGUGAGGGGGACAGUUUCUCAUUGGAAAUGUGGUCCGCAUCGUAUGGAGAGCGGAUGGAGGAAGCUUUGCUACUCUGUUCACAGCAUGUCUCCAGGGAUUUUUUCUGGAAUCUAGCCUCUACCAUCUUAGAACGGGAGAGGGAACCUGUCCUUGGCUCAGGUGGCUGAGGCCAGAGGAGGAGGAAAAUUCCCACUAGCCUAGGAAAGUGCUGGGCAGAAUCCAACUUGGAAAAUUACAAAUCCAGUUGGUCAGAAUUGGCUGUUUCCUCCGUGUGACCUAUUCAUGGCACGCCAACUGGCUGCUGCUUAAACAGGGCAAGGAAGUGUGGGAUAUUUUUAUAUGAAAGCCUUAGCCUGUUGGGCAUCCUUGAAAAGAACUUUUCGUGCAUUCCUCCUCUCAUCGUUUCUGCGUUCUGUGUUGGUAGCACAAUGGAGCUUAAUGCUGCAAAGCACCCCGUUUACAGUGAAAGGUUUCCAGCGACCGUGUCGGAAGUAAGCCUGGACUAGCCUCAUUAGCGGCCAACACCCACCAUUUCCCAUGGAAUGGCCUUGGGACAGAUCUCACCUUGUCAUUGUGGGGUUCAAACAGGAAAGAGAAUUUUUCCCCUCAGAGGAGGAGUUCUCGUGCUCUAAACCGCAAAUGAUUUCAGCUCACAGCUUCAAGCAGGAUUCUAACUGAUCAGUUGCGGCCUUUUUCUGUCCCUGUGCGUCAGUAUGAGGCACCCACAAGUCCCUGCAUGUGCAGGGAGGUAGAGGAGUUUGUUUCCUGUAUUGCAGGAAGCGCAGGUUGACAGGGUCGGUGCGUAGUUCCGGCCGUUAGAGGAAAGCUCAAGAAUGCUGUGCGCCCCCCACCGGGCUCCAACCCGCACGAGGUACUGCCAAUGUGACCUUGACACCAGUUGAGUGCGGAGGCCUUGGUAAACGCAGCUCUUCUGCCAGGGUGGGGCUGGGCGGGGGGCGGGGAACAUGGUCCCUCUGCUUGAGCUCAUUUCUUGGCUCCUGUCUCACUGCAGCUUGGCCAGGGCCACACACAGUAGUUCCUGCGACUCUCAGCGACACAGCCUGAAUGGACUUGCUCCCCACGCCCGGGUUCUCCUCCAGCACUCUCUGCCGUGCUGCCGUGACUGCCCGUGGCCUGCGCUUCACUCACAUCUUCCUUUAACUCUGGGUAAAACAGCUUUCUGUGGACAAGGUUCAAUCUCCAUCUGGACCUUUUUAAAGAAUGAGUUAAGGAUCCCCUAAUAUUCUUGGCACAGGCUUACACCUUAGAGUGAGGCCACCUUGGCCACAUCUGUCUUCUGUUGGUGACUUUUUGUUGAUCUGUAAACACAUAGGGUUUUUGGUCUGUCUGCUUUUGGGCCACUGGCUGAUGACAUGGCAGUUUUUUAUUUUCUCUUAAUGUGUCUUAAGCAGCUCAAAGAUUGGAUGUUACUUGUAUGCUGUAGGUUAAAAGAACAUAACUCAGCCCCAACUGAACUCCAUGGGUGGCUGCAUCAUUAUCUAGUUAUUGCUAGGGGUACAGCUGAACUCAGCUGGCUUCAGAAGCAGGGAACAGGGAACAAAACCAGCCUGACUUGAUUCCUGAAUAGAGUAGGCAUAAGAUACUGUCCUCUGCUGCUUUCCUUUGCCACAGUGUGAUUUGGUUGGGCCUAUUCCUAGCAGGUAAGGUCCUUCUAGUCUGUGCCCACCGAGGCAGGGAGAGGACAAGACCAAAAUGGCCAGAUGGGAGCAGAUGGCCCAUGGGAAGUCUGGGGGGAAGAAUACAGGGAACCACCCAUCAUUGCCAGUUAGCUUGUUUUUGACGUCUUGACAAAUGCAGAUCCUUUGCCCCAGUGCCAAGUCCCUUGGGCCCAUCAGAAUGAUUUGCCCCUUUCCACAGCCCCACUUCAAAGCCUGUCACCUCCAUGGCCUGUUCCUGCUCUGCUAAGCUAUUCUGAACAACUGUAGUAAUUUUCUGAAAGGCUGAGAAUUACAAAAUGAACACAGGGAGGCAUCCCUAGAGCUCAGGACAGAAAAAGUGCUCAGAGUGAUUUGAAAUCACCCCUUGCCAUUCACCAGCCAUGUGUCUUUAUGCAACUUAGCCUCUCAAAGCUGGUUCCCUUAUCUACCACCUAAGAACUGUAACAUCUUUGCUGGUUCUUGUGUGGACCAGCCAUGUCCAAAGUCUGGUGGGCAGUAGGCCUGGGGUCAUGGAAGCUCCUGAUUAUAGGCAGCAUCAUUAUGCAGGUCACGUGGGGCUCUUCUGUAGUUCAGGUAAGCAACAAAACCUCAGCAGGAGCCUCCUGAGGGACAGGGGCUGCCCCUGGGGUCUGGGUUUGCCUGGGUCCCUUCCUUUGCCUCUCAUGAUCCUCCCUAGUCACUUCCAGGUACCAUGUACCUUUGCCCAUUGUGCUCCCUGAGUGCUACUCCUUAAGUUUUUGAGUAGGUAAUCCCUUCAUGUAGUUCCAUAAAGUCUUCCUUGCAUCCCUGACCUGGCAAGACCAACUUUAUCAGCUCUUGAACUCCCACUCUUAGUUUGUUCCAGGUAGAUCCUUCCAGUGACCAUUUAUGCAUAUACAGGUAAAUACGCACGCAUAUGUGUGCUUGUGUGUGUACAUAAUUUUUUUUUUAACUUAUGUGAUACAAGUAUAUCCAAGGAGCAUUCCUAUUCAUGGGGGAAGAGCCAUCCCAGAAGGCAGAGUAUCUGUAAAAGGUGAGCCCAUAAUUGGGGGAUGUCUUUGCAAUCACAUUCCUUUUUGAAUAAGGCAUUUUUUUAUUGAUUGCAGCAUACUGGAAUUCUAGUUUUCCAUACAAAGCAGAAACAGCAAUCCCUCCGUGGCCCUUACCACACAGAUGCUCAGAUAAUAUGCGAGUACAACCAGUUUCCAGACUGUCUUUCUGGCCUGUGACAGAGGACACUCAAGAGCAGGUUCUGCUCUGUUGCUGACAGCAGCAAUGCAGGCCUCUGGUCCAAGUCCAGCAGCCUUUGCAGGGCCUGGACAAGCUGCCCCCACCCCCACCAAACCCCAUCUGACAGGGUGAUGUCUGGCUACAAGUGCCAUGAUUUCUUAGGCGAGCUCCUUUGUUUUUUUGAGGCAGGGGUUUGAGAAGCAGCAGCAACUGAAGCCUGAGGCAGCCUUGGGCGGGGGGGGGGGGGGGGGGUGAUGUCUCAGAUGAUACUAAGCAGGUAGAUGGGCAGUCUCCUCCAAAUUAACCAUAGAUACACACUUCAGUGUCCUAUUCAAGGUCAUGCACUCUGCUCCCUUUCCCGCCCCACUUUAUGCACACAUUAAAAAGAAAAUGCUUCCCACAGAAUUUUCUCCAUUUGACAAUAGAAAUUACUCCACUAGUCACCUUUUCUUUGAAGAAAAAAAAAAAAAGGUCUUAAGUCCACUUUUGCCCCUGCAGGAGAUAGAGUUGCUUCCUCCAGGCAGCUCUGCGGGGAGGGGCAUGGACUCCUGCCUUGGUCCUUGCCAACUUGCCUGGCGUCCUGCCUUCUUCCCUUGGAUUAAAAGUGCAGCUUGGGCCCCUAACCUGAAACUUGAAAGGAAUUGUAUGUGAAAAGCCACUUUCUGUUACUUGAGUAUCUUGUUCUGGGUUAGAAUGUCUUCCACAUUGGCUAUUAAGAAUUUUAAGUAAAAGAGAUGAAUGUGUCUCAAUUCACAAUGUCUAAAUUCUGGUGAAAUCUGCAGUUCAAAACUGGAAAUGGUUCUUUAGUAGAUAAGACGAACGAAAGAUCCCAUAUGCCAUGGAAUGUGCUUCCAUUUGAGUGAGAAAAACAGGAGAAAAAUGGGGCUCGUUCAGUUUGUUCCCCUUUAGAGCCCAACUUGUUGCAAGAUGCAAAUAGUUUUGUUCCACUUUUAGACCAAGCAUCGCACCCUUGGCUUACCAACCUAGUACUCACUUCUGUGGCUCUAGGGUCAGGGAGAACACCCACCCUGCUUCAGGGACAUGGACCUCGAAUGUGGUCCCCACCAGUGUCAAGGGACCUGUCUGUAGUUUGAUGAAACUCCUUUCUGCUCCCCGUGCCAGUACAAGCCUGGGGGACCUGCAUCUAGGGCCAGCUGCACUGUCCUUCCAUGUGCCCCUUCCCUCACAGGCCCUGCCAGAGCAGGCAGGGCCAAGAUUAGGGAAGUCUCUCCUGGCGAGGGCCUGGUCUUCCAAGAGUGUUCCUGAUACUGUCGUCUCUGCGUUUCUUGACAUCAUUGCCAGGAAUGGGGUAGUUUAAAUCCUGUAGUUUAUUUAGCCCCUCUGGGUUUUAUUCACUAGAUCUUGUAUAAUUCCCUCAAAAAAAAAGGUUUAUGAAAUGCUGAGCCUCAGGUUUCAUAGACGUGUUUGUACACUAAGAAUUCUGCAGCAGAAUAUUUUUAAACAUUCGCAGUUUUUGUAAGCUAUAUUUUUGUAUAUUUAAUUGCUAUUUUAAAAUUUUAAUGCAUUUUGGGCUAAUUACUCCUGUUUUCAAAACAAAACAUGCAUGUAAUUGAAGUAAACAGAUGUAAAUAAACAGGUUUUGAAAAUAA
Molecule: messenger RNA, 6601 nt
Organism: Callorhinus ursinus (northern fur seal)
Lineage: Eukaryota; Metazoa; Chordata; Mammalia; Carnivora; Otariidae
Gene: RNF24
Product: ring finger protein 24
Biological process (GO): proteasome-mediated ubiquitin-dependent protein catabolic process
Cellular component (GO): endomembrane system
Molecular function (GO): ubiquitin protein ligase activity; zinc ion binding
Source: RefSeq, a predicted model, not a curated record